Messenger RNA from Uranotaenia lowii, 1878 nucleotides. RefSeq lists its product as uncharacterized. The record is from RefSeq and is a predicted model, not a curated record. NCBI's taxonomy places the organism in Eukaryota, Metazoa, Arthropoda, Insecta, Diptera, Culicidae. Bases 181 to 615 code for a protein of 144 amino acids. The transcript is spliced from 4 exons.
UGGUUGGAUUAAAUUUUUGUAAUUACUUUUUGGAAAUUAUAUGCAAAAGGAAGGAACGCAAACUAUUUAAUUGAAUGGAUGAUGAGGCAUAUUGAAUUUGUGAAUUAAAAUAACGAAGUAUUAAUAGAGCAAAGGUUCCAAACUAACUGAGUUGUGAAAUAUAUAACUGGAUUUAUAAGGAUGGUAAAGUUUUUCUGCUCGGAGAAUCGUAAGUGUGAGGAAACACGGGGACAUCUCAACACCACGGAACAAGAGUCAAAUUGGACUUCAUUAGAACACCUCUUAAGAGUAUUUUCAUUUCGAAAGAUAAUUGUUUAUGCACGCACUCAUGGUGCCGUCAUAGCUGAAGGAAUAUUCGACCUAAACCCGUUUAAGAAACGACCCAUGAUAAUUUCCGGAAAUUGGUUUACCAUGCAUGUCUUCCAAACUCUAAAUUUUGGGGAGACAGUUGUAAAGGUGCUACUGGAACGGAUACUGCUGGAAAUGAUUGAGAAACAUAAGGGUCUGACGAACGAUGGAUCUCUACAUUUUGUUUCCGGUUUGACAGUUCUCGAGGAUCAGUGGUUUUCAAACUCAAUAAACGAUCGAGGAACCCGUCUGUUAUCAUCAACCUGAUGAAGGAUACCAUCAGACGCAAGAGUCUGCAACUGUGGUCUAGAUGUUUCCUGAAAAGCGGUUAACCUACUCAUCGUGUUUAAACCCAUCCUACGUCUCCAGUCCACACUGUGAUUGUCAUAUCCAUGGAAGCUGAAUUCAGGUUGAUCAGUCGUACCACCUACACUUUUUGGUAAUUUCAAAGGCCACGGAUUAUCUAAACCUUGCUUAGGGAAACCUGACUCACGGCCCAAUUGGUUUGGAAACAUGGAAUCCCUAACACCUCCUAUGGCACCUUCGACUGGAUCGGGGGAAAUUAAAUCCGCCGUUGCAAAAUCAAGUACUCCUGGAUGACUGGACUGUGAACGAGGCAUAAAAUUACCUCUGACCGAAACGUUAUCUGGCCUAGUCGAAUUAGGAUUAAAAUUGGAGAACGAACUGUUUCGAGGAACGGAAUCCGAAAUUCGACCCGUGGACAUAACCGGUGGACCAGUAGAUAACGAAAACUGAGGAUACAUUAUUGAAGUAUUUACAAGAGAACUGGUUACUAAAGGUACCGAUUGGGUUUUCGCCGAAUUCCUAGAAAUGGGAUCAUUUUUUUUUUUCGGUAUCGUUCCUGUAUCCAAUCCUGAAGCCGAAGACAUCGAAAUAUUAAAGUUUUCCAACUGCGAAGUAGUCACUGGUAAAUCGGUCCAAGUAAUUCUUAAAGAAUUAACAUCGGAUGUUGCUGCAGAGGAAGUUUGUUCCAGUAAAUCAGAUUCGACCCUACUAGGUGGAAUAACUUGCAUCACUGGAUGGCUCUGAACGGCUUCUUGGAAAUCGACAGCAAAGUAUCGUCGGCCCAAUCGAUCGAUCAAAUCUAACAACAAUUUCUGAUUUUCAAUCUGCUCUGCGGUUUGGGGUAGAUAUCGACGAAUACGCUUGUGGUAGUGCACUAAUCGCGAUAAACAUUCUGGAGCCGGGCCAUUGUUAAGGUUUUCUCCAAUUCUCUCCAAUUUACUCGGAACCUCUAAGUAAUCCGUAACUAAAGUGUAACUAGAGACAUGAGUCUGAUUUGAGGCUUCAUCUUUUCUCAUCAACGCUCUUAAAUCCCGUCGUUUCAUUUCUAAUGAACCUUCACAUGGCUGAGAUCGAAUGCUCAGCUCAUAGUUCACCUCAUCCUCUUCUAGGUCUUUAACGUUUAUAGUGUAAAAGUCCAUAUUGAGCAGAAAACAAAAUUGAGUAUUGUAUGUAAAUAGGUAAAUAGAAAGCUUAAUAAUAAUAAUAAUUCCAAUUUAGUUUGAA